Molecule: messenger RNA, 3261 nt
Organism: Plasmodium relictum
Lineage: Eukaryota; Apicomplexa; Aconoidasida; Haemosporida; Plasmodiidae
Product: conserved Plasmodium protein, unknown function
Exons: 1
Coding region: 1-3261 (1086 amino acids)
Source: RefSeq, a predicted model, not a curated record
AUGGAUUCAAAUUCUAUAUAUGACAAGGAAUAUUUAUAUAAUAAGUUAUAUGAACUAAAAAAUUUGAAAUCAAUAAAAACUAAUGAUUUGAUAACUAAUUAUGUAAUUUAUUUUGUUUUAUAUGUUAAAAAAAUUAUUGAAAAAAAUGAAGAAAAUAAACUAUUGAUGGAAAUAAGCAAGGAAAAAAGAAGAAAAGAGUUAAUAAAAGAAAAUAUAGAAAAGAUAAAAACGAAAUUAAAAGAAAGUAAAAAUGGAUCAGUUUUAAAAGAAAUGCAUUGUGAUGAAAAUUGUGAAGAAAACAAAAUAUUUGAAAAAGAUAAAAAUAACAUAGGAUAUGAAAAAGAUUCUAAUGAUUAUAGGAACAAUGAUAAUAAAUGUGAUUUUAUAAAAAUAUGUAAUGAUUUAAACUUUGCCUUUCAUAUAUGUAUAUUGCUAAUAGUUAAUAAUUUAGAAAAUAAUAAAAAUAAUAGAGAUGAAUUAUUUCAUAAAAAAAGGUAUGAUAAUAAUUUUUGUUGUAGAGAGACUAGUUAUGAAGACUUAGAUGAACAUGAUAAUACAAUAUAUAUCGAAAAACAACAAAAGGAAAAAGAAACUGAAAACUUAAAAGGAAAUAAUAAGAAUAAUUUUUUUUUUGAACUAAAUCUGUUAUAUAUUUCAUUAUGCUUUUAUAAUAUGUAUUUAUUAAAUGAUAAUAAUUAUUAUUUGAAUGUUAGCUUAUUAUUAUUUUUAAAUAUUUUUCAUUAUUUUAAAAACAAAGAAAUUAUUCAUUAUAUUUAUAUUAAAAAUGUUUUUAUAAAAUAUGAAAUAUCUGUACCCAAAUUUUUAUUUGAUAUCUGUAAGACAAUAGGAAUAAUUUAUAAAAAACAAAAAGAUAUAUAUACUUCUGUUUUUUUUUUAACAUAUAGCCUUUUCUUUUUAAAGUAUAUUAAGAAAGAUGAUAAGGAAGCAGAUGAAGAUAAAACAGAAAUUGAAAAAAUAAAUGUGUUGCAAAGUCUUAAUGAAGUAUUUUUAGAAUUUAAUUUUUUUUCUAUUUCUACAUAUUUUGUUUUAAAAACUAUUGAUUUACAUCUAAUAUUUUUAAAAAAUAAUAUAGAAAAAAUAGAAAGAGAAGCAAAGGAAACAGAAUUAGAAAAAAAAAAAAAAAGAGAGAUAAAUGAUGAUACAAAUAUUAGAGAAGAGAAAAAAACAUGUGAAAUAAUAAAGGGUUCUCCUUUGAUGAAUGAAAAGGAUAUUUUUCAUUGUUCUAGUAAAUGUAAUGAAAAUGGUUUUAAUUAUUAUUUUGAUGAUGGAUGGAACAAUAAUAUAAUAAUAGAUAAAAAUUUAUCUUUUGAUGAAAAAUUAAAAAAGAUAAUGGAUACAUUUAUUUCAUUGUACAAUAAUAUAAAUGAAUGUAGUUAUAUAUUUUUAGAUAUACAUUUAUUAUCAAUAUAUGAACACUUAAAUUUUGUUUCCUUUUAUAUGACUAAAGAUGUUUACAAACUAUUUGAUAUUCUAAAAAGAGAAAAAGAAAAAAAAAUAUUAUUGGAAUAUAAAUAUAUGAAUUAUAGAAAUUUAUUAGAAGUUUAUAUAAUAUAUUUAAAAUAUAAUUAUUUAAAUUAUUCUCAAAAUGGUUAUAAUUUAGCUACUUAUAAAGAUGUGCAUUACAUAUAUGAAAACAAUGAAAAGAUAGAAACUUUUUCUCAUUCUUUAUUAAACAAAAAUAAUUUAUAUUUGGAUGAGCAGAAAAAAGAAAAUAUAAAUAAUGUUAGUAAUGAAGCUAUUAGUUAUGAAAAUUUUUCUAGUACUUUUGCUAAUAAUAAUAAUAUUAAAAAAAAAAAAAUAGAUUAUUCUGAGAGUAAAGAAAUUGCAAAUGAUAAUAUAAUAAAUAGAGAUAAAAAAAAUAUUAAAGAAUAUUUUAAAGAUAAAAAAAUUUUUAUUUAUGAUAAUAAUAAUAAAAUAGAAAAAAGUAUAAACUAUUUAGAUAAUGAAAUAAACAUUGAAGCAGCAAAUAUAUGUUUUGAAACAAUUGAAAAUUUAUUUCAACGAACAAAGAGAAAUAAUUUUGAUAAUAUUUCCAUAUUUGAUAAUAAUAUUAUAUAUAGAUUCAUUUAUCAACACAUUUUAAAAGAAAGUAAGUUAAAUUUUGAUAAUAAAGAACAACAAAAUAUUUUUUCUGUCGAUAAUACUUAUGAACAAAUGUCUUUUUUUAAGUUCUUCCAGGGUGAAUUAAAAGAGAUUGAUAAAAUAGUUGAACAAAUUUUUAUUCUAAUGAUAUAUCAAAAUAUGUCGAUAAAAAUUGAUAUAGAUGCAAGUUGUUUUGAAGAAUUUAUUCAAAAUUUUCAAUUUAAUAGUAUAAAAUUGGUAAAUAUGAAAAUAAAAUCUUGUAACUUUUAUGAUUCAAAAUAUAAUAAUUUAGCUAUUAAUAAAAUAAAAAAAAUAUAUAAACGUUUCUCUAAAUAUAGGAAUAAUAAGGAAUAUAUUUCUUUUUUAUCAUCAAAAAAUAAAGAGGAAGAAAAUAUGAUGAAUUUCAUAAAACAUAUCCACUAUUUUUGCUAUAAUUAUAAUGAAAUUCUAUUUCUAUUUAAGAAUAUAAAAAAAUAUAAGAAGAAAAGUUUUGAAUAUUUUUCUUUAUUUGAUCAAACAACCUUACAUUUAGAUAUUUUAUUAAAUUCGAGUGAGUCAUAUUUUUAUUUCAAUUUUUUUACGAAAUCAUUUGAUUUAUAUAUAAAGAAUUAUUUAGAAAUAAUAAACUCCUUAACAUAUCCUUUAAAUUAUAUAGAAAAUAAACAGUAUUUAUCAUAUAAAAGAGAGUUAAUUUUAAAGUGUGCUCUUUUAUUAAAAGAUGUUUACAUAUGUAAGAAGUUUAACACAUUUAAUGAAAAUAUUUAUUUAAAUACAAUUAACCAAAAAAAAAACUUAAAUUUUGAUGAUAAUCUUGGUGGCAAUUUAAGUUUAGAACAAAAAAAAACUAUAAUGCAAAUAAUAAAAUAUUAUUUUUCAUUUUUAAAUACUUACGAAAAAGAAAAAAAAACUAAUGAGAUAAUUUUUGAAAAUGAAGAAGAAAAAAAAUCUUAUUUUGAUAUUUAUUUUUAUGUUUGCAAAACUUUAUCAUCAGUUGAUGAUAAAAUUUUUAUAUCUCAAUCGAUACAACAAUAUAAAUAUUUAUUAAAUUAUUCCUUAAAAAACAAAAUGUAUGAAGAUAAAAAAUAUAACGAAUAUAUGCAGAAUCUUUGUAAAAAAUCCAUUUAUUUAUUAAAUUUAAAAUUAAAUGAAAUUAGCUAA